AUGCAGGUGGAACUCGUGCCCGUGCUCUCCGACAACUACGCGUACCUGCUCAUCGACCCCUCCAACCGUGUGGCAGCGGCAGUGGAUCCCGUGGACGCCGCGAAGGUCUACGCCCGCGCCAAGGAGCUGCAAGUGACCAUCUCCACGAUCCUGACCACCCACUCGCACUGGGACCACACGGGUGGCAACAACGACCUCCGUGGGCUCAUCCAGCAGAAGGAGAACCGUGAAAUUCCGGUGGUCGGGGGCCGGGGCAACGCCGUGGAAGCCCAGAGCCAGACUGUGACCGACGGAGACGUCGUCACGGUGGGGGAGCUGCAGGUGAAGGUGUACUUCACCCCGUGCCACACGCGCGACCACGUGCUGUUCCACUGCCAGGACGCGCUCUUCACGGGCGACACGCUGUUCGUGGCGGGCUGCGGCCGCUUCUUCAGCGGCAACCCGGCCGAGAUGCACUACGCGCUGAACGAAGUGGUAGCGGCGCUGCCGGAGGAGACCCAGAUCUACUGCGGCCACGAGUACACGGCCAGCAACCUGAGGUUCGCGGCCCACGUGGAGCCGGAGAACGAGGUCGUGCAGAAGAAGUUGGCCUGGGCCGUUGAGAAGACGAAGGCGGGGGAGCCCACCAUCCCGUCCACGGUCAAGGAAGAGCUGGCCAAGUGGAACGCGGUCUGUAUGCGAUUGUCAGUCGAUUUCUCCGCCUCCGCGCCUGUCUUGUGA
This is a messenger RNA of Phytophthora sojae, 720 nucleotides long. RefSeq lists its product as hypothetical. The transcript is spliced from 2 exons. Bases 1 to 720 code for a protein of 239 amino acids. Gene Ontology annotation, molecular function: hydroxyacylglutathione hydrolase activity. The record is from RefSeq and is a predicted model, not a curated record. NCBI's taxonomy places the organism in Eukaryota, Oomycota, Peronosporomycetes, Peronosporales, Peronosporaceae.